AUGGCAACCUUUCUCAUGACACUUGCGCUCGCCGAUGGCGCGUCCAAGUUUUUCUGGAGACAGGCGAUCCGAGGUGACGUGCCCCUAGCUGAUCUUCAUUAUCAUUGGAAAGCGGCCACUGGCGCCUUGAGUGCCUUAACCACCUUGAAGCAGCGGAGAGCCAUUCGCGUUAGCGUGGUGACCCUCCUCAUGGCCGCAACCAACUUGCUCCGAGGUCCUAUGAUGCAGAGAGCAUUGAGUGUUCGGACCGUUGACUUAACGCCCAAAGGUGAUUUGGAGCUCGGAGUUCUGCCAACCACUCGAGUAUGGGAUCUUGAGCCACCUGAGGGUUAUGAUUGGAAACGCCCCUUGUGGGAUGUGGUACGCGAGUACCGAGCCAAGACUCCCAUGAGGAUUCCUGGGGCCGAAUCCUGCAACAAUUGCACGGUAGAUGUAGAGCUUAUGGGAUUCGAUUACUCUACUUCGACUUCGAAGAAGUUUUCGUACAAUCUUUCGGAGCGUCCUAUGAAAAAUGCCACUCGACGUGAUGAGGACAUCUUCAAAAUUGAGAGCUUUGCAAAUGCUGAUUACGUCACGAUCUCCGUGACACGGAAGAUGGACGAGGAUUGCGAGACCCAUCUUAUCACGACGGAACAUUACCUAUACCCCGCGUCAGUAAAACAUAAAUUGCUAUUGGACGGAGGGAACGCAACUUUCGUGUCAAAGAGCUGGAGCGACGACUACGUUGCUGAGAGGCGGUAUGUGUUUAUCUUAUCUUCUAUCGUCGUGUUUGAACUAACAUCUCGAAGGAAGCUUGGGUUUUCAUCAGCCAAUACCAUGAACAACAGACUCAACUACUUCCGGAUAAUGGUUGAUAAACUUUUCGCCGCCCGAACAACCUUGACCGUAGCAUGGGGGGACGUCCAGCUCGACACAACACUUGAACAGGGAACGUACUUUGACCCGAUCUUUACGGAGCAUGAAAACCCAAAAGAUCCCAAAACCAAAGUCCAGUAUCGGGUUCACAGUGAUGGACUUCUCUCCGACUUAUAUCAACAGGGACGCAGCGUUAAGUGUGGCCAAGCAUUUCAGGAUCCAAUGGAUGACAUCCUAAACACAUACCGCGAACUUACCUUGCGCCUGGCCAUCUGGGAUGCAAGAAAUAGGAGCGACGCUGCAAUUUCUGCGGGUGACAAGACAGGAAAGUCAAAUUUUUUCCAGGCCGUGAAGUACACGCGGCCCGAGCAGAUUCAGGCCGAGUACACUGCGAACAGAACCAACUUGGCCGUGGCAGUCUUCGUCAGUCUUCUUGGGCCACUGGCCACUCUUGUACUCUUCUGGGGCUUCUGGGAGCUUGGACGAGACUUCUCGAUGAGCCCACUUGAGCUCGCCAACGCCUUCCUAGCCGGAUCAGCGCCACGAAAAGCGACAGCCGAGACGGACAGCGACACAAACAGACCAGUGACAAUAACUGAGAGCGAAGUGACGCCCAAUCGCAACCAACUCGCCACUAUUCUCGCCGGAUGCAGUAGCAAUGCUUCUGCUGAUGACAUCGUCAGCCACAUUCUAAAGAUCUGGAAGAACUCGCAGGAACCUGCUGUGCAGUAUGGAGUUUUGGCCAGCAACAACCGGCUAGGAUUCGCUGUUGUGAGAUCGGAAGGCGUUGACCGGCUGCCAAAAAGUGAAACAUGGAGCGUCGACUGA
Sordaria macrospora k-hell is the source of this 1683-nucleotide messenger RNA. RefSeq lists its product as uncharacterized. Lineage: Eukaryota; Fungi; Ascomycota; Sordariomycetes; Sordariales; Sordariaceae. The record is from RefSeq and is a predicted model, not a curated record.